AUGGUCUGGGGGGAUUUCAAGGUUACCAUCAACCCCGUCGCUACCGUCGAGAGGUACUUGCUGCCCCGGAUUGAAGAUCUCUGGUCAGCAUUGUCCGGUGGACAGAAGUUUACCAAGCUCGACCUCAGAGAUUCUUACCAGCCGCUGGUGUUCCAGGAUGCCUCCAGGAAGUAUGUCGCAAUAUCGACAUCUUUGGGGCUCUUUCAGUACACAGGCUUACCCUAUGGCGUGGCCUCGGCCCCAGCCAUGAUCCAGAGGGAGAUGGACAACCUCUUCAGGGGUAUGAGGCACGUGGCGGUGUACUUGGACGACAUCCUGGUAACUGGCAGUGACGACGGGGACCACCUGCAGAACCUGCACAACUUCUUGGCACGUCUGCAGGACGCCGGCAUCAAGCUCAAGCUCGAAAAAUGCGUCUUCCUAGCCCCCAGUGUUGAGUACUUGGGACAUGUCAUUUCCCAGCAUCUACAGUCGCUCCAUCUUCUGCUUGGAGAUUGUCAGCAAUGGGUCUUGAAGAAGGAGCAGGACCGGGCCUUCCAGCGCAUCAAGGAGCUAAUCACCAAGGCUCCAGUGCUGGAGAACUUCGAUCCUGAUAAGCCUGUCGUCCUUACUGUAGAUGCGUCGCCGUAUGGUGUGGGAGCCAUCCUGGCCCACUGGGACAAAGAUGGCCAGGAACGCCCUGUGUCAUUUGCUUUUCAGCGGCUUCAUGCUGCAGAGCAACGUUACAGCCAGCUGGACAAGGAAAGUUUGGCCCUCAUGUUCGGUGUCGAACGCUUCCACCAGUAUUUGCGGGGCCGGAAGUUCGAGGCGGUCACAGACCAGAAGCUGCUUUUGGGGCUGCUGGGGCCUGACAAGGACGUUCCUGUGCAGGCAUCACCUCGAGUGAUACGCUGGACCUUAAGGCUGGCAGCUUACAGUUACCAGCUGGUUUACCGUCCGGGAAAAGACCUGGGACCUGCUGAUGCCCUGAGGCGCCUGCCGCCUGAACCUUCUGAAGUGUUUAUGCUAGAACACGUGUACCCGGAGGUGCUUUCGAUGACUGCGGUAUCUCAAGCGACCAGCCGGGACACAGUCCUGUCUCAGGUGGUCAAGGUGGUGUCCUGUGGAGAGGAAUUGCUGCAGCAGGCCUAUAGCCACAAGGCUGCUGAGCUGAGCUUACGGCAGGGCUACCUACUGUGGGGUACUAGGGGGGUGAUCUCACGAAGUCUCAGGUCCAGGUUCCUGAUGUUCCUGCACGUGGGUCAUCCUGACGAAGAAAAGACCAAGAUGGUGGCCUGGUCCCAUGUUUGGUGGCCUCGCCUGGAACAGGACAUCGCUCACUUGGUGCAGAGCUGCCAAAUCUGCCAGCAGUAUGAGCGAGCCUCGCAUCAUGUGGAGAUCACCCGCUGGCCGUUCCCACAGAGACCCUGGUCCCGCCUACAUGUGGAUUUUGGGGAACCCUUCAAAGGCCAUUACUUACUGUUGGUGGUGGACGCCUUUUCGAAGUAG
Molecule: messenger RNA, 1488 nt
Organism: Dermacentor albipictus
Lineage: Eukaryota; Metazoa; Arthropoda; Arachnida; Ixodida; Ixodidae
Source: RefSeq, a predicted model, not a curated record